This is a messenger RNA of Vicia faba (fava bean), 390 nucleotides long. The record is from the annotation of a GenBank genome assembly. NCBI's taxonomy places the organism in Eukaryota, Viridiplantae, Streptophyta, Magnoliopsida, Fabales, Fabaceae.
AUGGCAUUGCAGUGGAUGAUACUCACCUAUGUGGUGGCUAUUGAAGCUGCUAUAGCGAUUCUUCUAACCCUUCCAUCACCAAAGCCCUUGAAGAACCGUUUGACUUCCCUGAUUUCACUCAUUCUUCAACCUGCGCUUUUCAUUGUUCCCUUUGCUGGGUUUCAGCUCCUUGAUAUAUACUGGAAGAAUGAGCAUAGGUUGUCGUGUACCUCCGAUGUUUGUACAGCUGCUGAGAGAGAUCGAUAUGAGAAAACUACAUACAAAGCUCAGAGAAACGUGAUACUGUGUAUUUCAGCAUGCCUUCUCUACUGGUCUAUUUUCCGGAUUUGCAAGUUUCAGAAAGAUAUCCAAAGUAUGGAGGAAGUUGAGAAGAGAAUCAAGUCUAAGUAG